AUGGUGCGCCCCGGCGGGCCGUGCCGCCUGCUGCUGCUGCUCCUUCUGCUGCUGCUGCUGCUGCUGCAGGGCUCCCUCCUCCUGCUGGCCACAGCCCGGCUCGGCCGCGCCGCCGCCUGCCCACUCCGCAGAAAGCAAAAUGAGCUGAACUCCUUCCUCUGGACAAUCAAGAGAGAUCCCCCAUCUUAUUUCUUUGGCACCAUCCAUGUCCCAUACACACGUGUCUGGGAUUUUAUCCCAGAGAACUCCAAGAAAGCCUUCCAGCAGAGCCACAUCGUGUACUUUGAGCUGGAUCUCACUGACCCCUACACCAUCUCAGCUCUCACCAGCUGCCAACUCCUGCCACAGGGAAAGAACCUCCAAGAUGUGCUGCCCCGAGACAUCUACCGCCGGCUGAAGCGGCACCUGGAGUAUGUCAAGCUCAUGAUGCCAUCCUGGAUGACCCCAGACCAGCGGGGCAAAGGGCUGUAUGCAGACUAUCUCUUCAAUGCCAUUGCUGGCAACUGGGAGCAGAAGAGGCCAGUCUGGGUGAUGCUGAUGGUGAACUCCCUGACAGAGGUAGACAUCAAGUCACGAGGCGUCCCCGUCCUGGAUCUGUUCCUGGCGCAGGAAGCAGAGCGGCUGAGGAAGCAGACAGGCGCUGUGGAGAAAGUAGAAGAGCAGUGCCACCCACUCAAUGGGCUGAACUUCUCCCAGGUGGUCUUUGCUUUGAAUCAGACUCUCUUGCAGCAGGAGAGCCUCCGAGCAGGGAGUUUCCAGAUCCCCUUUACGACAGAAGACCUUAUCAAGCAUUACAACUGUGGGGACCUCAGCUCCAUCAUCUUCAACCAUGACACUUCUCAAGUUCCAAAUUUCAUUAAUGCUACACUUCCAGCCCAUGAGCGCAUUACUGCCCAAGAAAUAGACAGCUACUUCCGUCAGGAGCUCAUCUACAAACGAAAUGAGCGAAUGGGCAGGAGGGUGAAGGACCUGCUGGAAGAGCAGCCAGACAAGAGUUUCUUCUUUGCAUUUGGAGCUGGUCACUUCAUGGGCAACAACACAGUGAUUGAUGUUUUGAGGAGAGAAGGGUACGAGGUAGAGCACACUCCAGCUGGACAAGCCAUCAACAAGUAA
Lonchura striata (white-rumped munia) is the source of this 1113-nucleotide messenger RNA. NCBI's taxonomy places the organism in Eukaryota, Metazoa, Chordata, Aves, Passeriformes, Estrildidae. The record is from RefSeq and is a predicted model, not a curated record.